This is a messenger RNA of Fraxinus pennsylvanica, 885 nucleotides long. Lineage: Eukaryota; Viridiplantae; Streptophyta; Magnoliopsida; Lamiales; Oleaceae. The record is from the annotation of a GenBank genome assembly.
AUGGGCGACUUUUCAAUAGAGAAGAUCCUAAUAUCGGGCGCCACUUUAGCCUCCCUUCUCCACCGCUCAUCUGCCUCCUCCGGCGACCUUCACGGCUUCCUCUUUGGCCAUGUUGUCUUCUCCGACUCCAUUCCCCUCUCUGACGACGACACCACCAGCAGCAGCCCAUCUCUCACCGCCACCAUCACCUCUUUCAUCUCCCUCCCCUCCCACCUCCCCCUACCGCCGCCGAUCACUCUAUCCUUCUCUUCCACCCUUCUCGGCUGGUUCUCCGCUCGCCGCAAAACCCCUCUCCGUCCCUCACUCAAAGACUCCUUAACCACUCUUUCUCUCUCCUCUUCCUGUUCUCUCGCCUUCACUCCACACAAUUCCACUGCUUUACACCCGCCAUCUCUGUUUCUCCUCUUAACCACACCGCUUCAAGAUAAGUUAAUCCACACCCAUGAGUAUAAGACCUAUGAGUACUGCAUUCCCAGCAAAAGCUUUGAGCCCAAGAGCUUGAGUAUUAUUAACAUUGGUCCAUUUUUUCGAUCCCAUUACGAUUCUUUCAGCCCCAAUGCUCCUUUCCCUUUGAUCAACUGCGACUUGAGAGGCUCUAAUGCAAUGGUGGAGGAUGAAGAAGGUGAGACUUUGGAGGCCAUAAGGAGGGCUUUGAAAAAUCAGAAGAAGUUGGAUAUGUGUGCAGAGGGGUUUGAAAUUAGGAGGAUGAGUAAACUAGUGGGCUCUGAGGCCGCUAUUUACAUGGGUGAGUUGGAGGAUUUGUAUGAUAAAAUGCUUUGCAAGAUUGAUGCACUGUCGAAAUUGGUGGAGCAGACCUCUGUUAAGGUUGUUGGUCAGGAGAAUCAAAAUAUGAAAUUGAGGUACAAGGUUGCUGGCAUGGAAUAA